CCCCUGGUGUGCAGGAACGGACCUCCAGAUGUUUCCGAGCCUCUCCUCUGAAGUUAUUUCAGGAAUAAUAUUGACAUAGGCCGGUAGGACAGUGGAGAAGGCAAUACCAGGGGUGCAGAUUGGGCUCGGCGCAAUCUCUCAGGUCGUAUUUUUGAAAUCCACUUCCUCCCAAGUGCCCAUAAGCUUGUGUCUUUCUCAGCCGUCUGUUUCAUCUGUCAGUCAUUAGCAUUCCACAGAUGUUAAGUACAUUUACAAAAAAAAAAAUAGAUCCAAGUCUUGGGAAGUCGAGAGAAAGGGACUAUUCACUCUGAGUAAUUUUUCUUCCUGAGAGCCAAAUAUAUAGCCAGCAACUGCUGCAGAGCACAAGGAUCUCCCUAAUCUCCCGCAGGAGCUAAGCCAUGGUCCGACCUUCCUAGGAGACAGCUUUUAUAGGAUAAAAAGACACAGCGACCCCCAAUAUCUGUCUGUCACCUGCUAAAUAUUAAGCUAUAUCUGGGUAAUGCCUCGCGUCCUGUAACCGGAGGGAAUUUCUGCAAGGGGUACAAUGAGGCAGCUCCUUGCCCUACGUCUGACUCUGAGCCUAUGGGUCGCUAUAUCAUUCAGCUCAGGCCAAAGCGGAGAUGACAUCCUGGCCGAUUUGGGGUCCGGUUACAUCCUUGACAAUCCUCAAGACCAACCCAAAGAGCCUCGAUAUCACCCACAGGACACAAACAAGUGUCAGCUGACCUUUGUGACCCCGCGCCAGGAAUCGUGCGCCAGGAAGGACAACCCUCCAAGCGUGAAGGAGAACCUGAAGUAUCUCCAGGACCUACUGCAGGACCACAACCGGGUCCUGCAGAGCCUGAAGUAUACAGUGAAUGCCGACGCCCAAGACAUGGGGUACCAACAGGUCAUCUCAGAGCAUAACAAAGGAAUCCGGGAGGACAACAAGGAAUUCUACGGGACACUGAACAAAAUCAUUCACGAGCUUCACACUCGGAUGGAUGAUGAUGGUGCCGAGGUGCUCGAUGAGAAGAAGAAAAUCAAGAAAAACUUCCUAAUGAUGGAUGAUCUUCUACAGACGACCUUCUACAUGGCGGAGAAGCUGGACAAGAAGUCUCAAGAUCUUGACGUCCUUCUGGAGAAACAGCUGGAAAGAUCCACUGCUUUAGCCUACAGAAACAUGUUGAAAUCCUGAUUAUGGACCAUCAAGCACAACUAGGGAUUCACAGAGAGGAGAGUGGGUCCCAAACCAAAUAUCAAUAUGGGCUUUUACCUCCACGCUCGGAGAGGCACUACGACCCUUGGCUGGUUUCCCCUAUGUGUGGCCAAUGUUGCGGUGCCCUUCAGAGGAGAAGCUUUGUGUAUGUUCAAACCAACCAGAGGUGAUGGGCCAACCUGAGUUGGAUUUCCCUCUCCGUGUGCCCCAUACUAGCCACAUGGGCUACCAGUAUGGUACAGACACCUUGGACCACCACUGAGGGCUCACGUAAUCUCAGCCAACAUGUAUCUGGUCAAAGCUACACUAUGUACCUUCAACACAAUGGCGGCUUUCAUCUUCACUUACUUACAGUUUUGACGUACUUUAUGUGUUGAACACAAUGGUGGCUUUCAUGUAAUCCACACAAUGGUGGUUGUUCGUUGGCAUCAGCUGCCUCUUUCAGACAUUGUGCUCAGAAAUGUGUAUUUUCCUAUAUAAGUGUAUGCUGUGAAAUAUCUUUAAUGCAGAUUUAUAGAUAUGUAUGUCAUUCAUGUAGCUGAUGUGAUAGCGGAUUAGUAAUCAUGCGGUGUACUCAUGUUAUGUAUGUAUAAAGAUGGUGAAGAAAGCCUGUCCUUCAACCAAAUAUGUCUUAGAAAAUAGAAAUGAAAACACAUGGCGUCAGUCUUCUGUCUUCAAUGAGAUUUUUCUUUUUUUUUAUUAAAUAGGUUCAGAAUUCUGUAUGAAUUCUUAAUGUGUCUUUCU
Bufo bufo (common toad) is the source of this 1942-nucleotide messenger RNA. RefSeq lists its product as uncharacterized. The record is from RefSeq and is a predicted model, not a curated record. Lineage: Eukaryota; Metazoa; Chordata; Amphibia; Anura; Bufonidae. The transcript is spliced from 3 exons. Bases 545 to 1177 code for a protein of 210 amino acids.